Messenger RNA from Bipolaris zeicola 26-R-13, 888 nucleotides. RefSeq lists its product as uncharacterized. The coding region runs from base 1 to 888 and encodes 295 amino acids. The transcript is spliced from 2 exons. Lineage: Eukaryota; Fungi; Ascomycota; Dothideomycetes; Pleosporales; Pleosporaceae. The record is from RefSeq and is a predicted model, not a curated record.
AUGGCUUGGUACGAUGAGGACAGCUGGCUGACGGCAGCCUUUGCGCCAAACCCCACGACCAUAAUCGUCACGCUUCUCGUCGCCCUAAUACUGCCAAUACUAGUGCAUAGCUUUCUCUACAGAAAAGCCGCGGCCGCUGCCCAGCUGCCCACCUUCCUGCUCGUCGGCCCGAGCGGAAGCGGCAAAACGGCCUUUGCGACUCUGGCUGAACGGAGCGCCUCGACCCAGACACACACGUCGACGACCCCCCUGAGCGUCUCCGCCCUGCUCCCCACCCCCCACGUCCCCGCAUCCUCGCACUACCGUUCCCCAGGCGACCCAGCCUACGAACGCUCGCGCAACUUCCGCCUCCUCGACACCCCCGGCCACGGUAAGCUGCGCCACCACGCCACCUCGCAACUCGCAGACCCAAAGAACAUCCGCGCCAUCAUCUUCAUGCUCGACGCUGCCCAGCUGGCUGACGAAGCUGGUCUCACCGAAGCAGCAGAGUACCUCCACGACGUGCUUCUUUCUCUGCAAAAACGAUACACAAACGCUACAUCGAGCAAAGGACCCAAGGAAAUCCCCGUGCUUAUUGCAGCAAAUAAAAUGGACCUCUUCACUGCGUUGCCCGAGCAUCUGGUUAGGAAUUCGCUUGAGAAGGCUAUUACGGAGAUUAGAAAUAAUAGGGCUAAGGCGCUGAGGGAUGGCGGCGCGGCGCUGAGUGGAGGCGAAGAUGAGGUGGAUGAGGAGAAGGAGUGGCUUGGUGAGGGGGGUGAGGGGGCGUUUAGCUUUGAGCAGAUGGGGGAGAGUAGGACGAGCGUUGAGGUUGUGGGCGGGAAUGUCGUGGGUGGCAAGGCCGGGCCUGGAUUGGAUGGGUGGUGGAAGUGGAUUGCGGAGCAGCUUUGA